Molecule: messenger RNA, 10775 nt
Organism: Mustela erminea (ermine)
Lineage: Eukaryota; Metazoa; Chordata; Mammalia; Carnivora; Mustelidae
Gene: MBNL3
Product: muscleblind like splicing regulator 3
Exons: 7
Coding region: 1007-2062 (351 amino acids)
Molecular function (GO): metal ion binding
Source: RefSeq, a predicted model, not a curated record
UGUCUCUCGCCUUGACGUUUUACACCCCACAGCGGCGACUCGGAGCAGGGUUGCACGUCCCAGCCAUGAAGUUCUGUAGGUGGGGCGGGCUUUAAUUUGCUUAUAUCUAAUGAUUUCAGGAGGCUUGCUUUAAAAUGGCGGCAAUCAGUACGCACCCCUGCUAAAGGCUCUCCCGGCUCCGGGGCCACCUCGCGCAGCGCUGCUUUUGCUUCUGCCUCUAACAGAUGGCAUGUGCCGCUGUCGCUGCUGCUGCCCCCGCCACUGCCGCUGAUAGCAGGACCCCUUAGCCCCUGGGUUUGCGCUCGCAGCAGAAGGUUUCUGAAAAGUGCCUCUUCUGAACGCUGCUGCUUCGAUUCCCCUCUAGAGCUGUUUGCUUAUAAACCCCUCUCCCUCCCCAGCCCCCAAACUUGGUUUGCUUGUAGUUCAGUCUCAACAACUUGUCCAUUCUCUUUUCCCUUUGAUUCCCAGUUUCCCUAGUCAUUUUCUUUCCUCCUGACUUUGCGGCACGUUGUAUUUGUACAGUUGUCCCAUCCUUACCAAUCUUAAUCAUUAAAUCCAAGGAAUAGGGGAGAAAAACAUUUCUCCCCUUGAUCUGAAACCAUUCCACAAACUGAAGGGCAACCAGCAGUGUAUGCUUUUUGCAAGAAUAAUUGAAAACAUCAGCUAAAGAGCACAGAAUUCUUUUGAAAGCCUGCCAGUUAUUAUUGGAAGUAACUUUGGCAGAGGAACAAAUUAAACACUCAAUAUCUUAACCUUUCUGGUUGCCUUCUUAGGAGUUGGUCUCCCAUUUAAUUUUUAGCUGUUCUGAUACAAUUUUUAUUUUGCGAUUGGCUUUUUGUUUGAUCAGACCAAAUUUUGGCUGGGACGAAAACCUAAGUGCUAACAAAGAAGCAUUUCAGCAAAGCAACCUCACCGCUUCGCAUCUAGCUUGAAUUCACUUUUAACCUUUUAACAGCACUGAAACUGUCCUAAAGAGGGUGCACUUGAUUCUAACUUCGCUUUCAAUAUGACGGCGGUCAAUGUCACCCUGGUUCGAGACACCCAGUGGCUGACUUUAGAAGUCUGCAGAGAAUUUCAGAGAGGAACCUGCUCUCGAGCCGAUGCAGACUGCAAGUUCGCCCAUCCGCCGAGAGUCUGCCAUGUGGAAAAUGGCCGAGUGGUGGCGUGUUUUGAUUCCUUAAAGGGUCGCUGUGCCAGAGAGAACUGCAAGUACCUUCACCCUCCUCCACACUUAAAAACUCAGCUGGAAAUUAAUGGACGCAACAAUCUGAUCCAACAAAAGACCGCCGCGGCCAUGUUCGCCCAGCAAAUGCAGUUUAUGCUCCAGAAUGCUCACAUGUCAUCACUUACUUCUUUUCCUAUGAAUCCAUCACUUGCGGCUAAUCCUGGAAUGGCUUUCAAUCCUUACUUACCUCAUCCUGGGAUGGGCCUGGUUCCUGCUGAGCUCAUACCGAAUGCCCCCAUUCUGAUUUCUGGAAACCCGCCUCUCGCAUUGCCCGCAGCUGCUGGUCCCAAACUGAUGCGUUCGGAUAAACUGGAGGUUUGCCGAGAAUUCCAGCGUGGAAAUUGUACCCGUGGUGAGAACGAUUGUCGCUAUGCUCACCCUACGGAUGUUUCCAUGAUUGAGGCAAGUGAUAAUACCGUGACAAUCUGCAUGGAUUACAUCAAGGGGCGAUGCACCCGGGAGAAGUGCAGGUACUUUCAUCCUCCUGCACACCUGCAAGCCAAACUCAGGGCAGCUCAUCACCAGAUGAACCACUCAGCUGCCUCUGCUAUGGCCCUCCAGCCUGGUAUGCUUCAACUGAUACCAAAGAGAUCGGCACUUGAAAAGACCAAUGGUGCCACUCCGGUCUUUAACCCCAGUGUUUUCCACUGCCAGCAGGCUCUGGCUAACCUGCAGCUCCCGCAGCCGGCAUUUAUCCCUGCAGUUGAAAUUCUGAACAACAGAGUUACGGAGUAUCAAGAUCUCUCCAUGAGAACCUCCAUAUGGCCUUUCCAUGUAUAUUCUCGUAGGUCCUCUUCUACCAAUGCAACAAUAAGUGUGGUGCGGUCAAUAUAUUAAACAAAACGCAUAGACCAACCAACAGAUUCAAUUGACAAAACCAGUAAAGCGUUAAACAGUCAGUGGAGAUGUUAAAACAGCAUAGAAAAUGAGUAACUACCAUUUAUCUUAUUUGAAUUAGUAGGUAGAACGUGACCGUAAAGUUUUGUAGUUUGUUGCAUUAUUCAUUGUGAUUUUCCAAUAACCAUUAUGCUGAGUGAAUCUCCACAGUGGGUAAAUGUUCGUCUGUUUUGAAGUGUUACCUUACUGUUUUGUUUACACAGUAGUCUAUUGGGUUGAUUUAGAAUGUAACAAAGGUAUCCAGUACCAUUUUCCUCACUGUUGUAUUGUAUUGUAUUGUGGUGUGUUGUGUUAGAUUUUUACAUACUAUAGUGUUUUCCUCUAGGUGUUUGGUGUUUGAUUUCAACUAAAAUAUUAUUAACGGGAAACAGAAAUAUGUGUGUUUGAAAAACAUAACAGAUUAAUGUUAAUAUGCUUUCUCUCUCUUCAGAACAUUUCUGUAAGUUUCUUGAGGCAGACAUUCAUUACAAACAUGCAUGUGUAUAAUUUGUACCUGCCGAUCUGACCUUGCAUAAUACAAUCACAUGACUAGGGUUUUUGGAGGGAGAGAGAAAUAAUUAUCUGCAGAAAAAAAAAACAGGGAACUUCUGAAAAUAUGAACCCCUAAUGUCACUCCUCAAAAAGCUUACAGAAUUACAGUUCACCCUUAAAGGAAUUUCUCAGCAUUUAUGUGAAUUGCCCAUUACGUUUCUUGUGGUUAAAGGAUCCUAUCUCCUAGGUUAAGCAUCUAAAGCUGAACUAUUUGUCAAUUUCAGCUGAAUAUUGGUAUUUGGAGCUUUAAAAGUAUGCUUGAUUGUAGGUUAUAAAUUAAACAGGAAGGUGAGGGCGUGGAGAUAGUUUUCACAUUUUAGAGGAAAGUGCUGGAAAACCAUUGCAACGUGACCUUUUAUACAAGUGCCAUUCUCUGGCUGAAAAUGGUGCAUUCUCUUUAGACUACUCUGAAUAAUAAGAGGCAAUCUUGCAAAAGUCAGGGUGAAAGGGAAUUGGUUCCAAGUGAGGCCUUUCCUUCCCAAAUGGAUAGCCUUCCCCGCUGAUCACAGCUGGAGCGUGAAUAUAGGUCUGGAGAAUCAGUGGGGGUGAGGAGGAGGGUAGGAAGGCAUUUCAAGUGAGUCUUUGGUUUACUCACAACUGCUAGAAAGGCCGUCCACAGUUGACUUUAGCUUCUGUUCACACGAAUUUCCAGUUCUGUUGAACACUUCAACGAGGGAACCAGCCUCUGUGUCAAGUUGCCUUUCCCAGACUUUAUUGACAACAGAGCCAUAUCGUAACCAAGCCUUUUUUUGUUUCUUCAUUUAGAUUUGUUUGUUUUUAUAUGUAUUUGAAAACUGUAAUAGAGAGGUUCUCAGCACCCUUUGGUUGAGACAGACCAGCUGUGCUCCGUGGAGCUGAGCUGAAUUCACAUUACUAAUCCUCCUGAAAUAAUUGUGUGACCAAGUAAAAUGGUUCCCUAAGAUACUUCACAUCAACCUAGGUUUAAUAUUUUCUACUAAAUACAUAUUCUUUCACUAGAAAGCAUACAGUCAGCAAAUUUAAUACAUAUCGCGGGUUUGUUUUCCUUCGUGAAAAUGACAAGCCAAGAGAAAAUUGGAUUUAGGAUUCCUUAAGCUGGCUAGCAGCAUUUGAAUCACAGAACAACGGAGUUGGCACAACCUUCUCAAGAGGGAUGAAACUAGGGCCCGGGGCACAUGACCUGCCCAUGGCUACUUACCUAAUCGGUGGCAGUGAGACCCAGAAAAAUCUCCCAACUUUUGAUUGUUCCUCUGUUUCGUGCUGUUGGUGCUUCAGAACAUUUGAAACUCUAAUCCCAAAGCAGAUCCAUUCUGCUCAGAAUACAAAUGAGCAAAAUUAGCCGCACGUAGCUGAUAACCUGUUGUUCUUGAUGCUCCGUCCCGAAUCACGGUCAUCAGUCAUUUCUAAAUGGUCUUGCUUGUGUCAAGACACUGUUGUCUGUUAACAGUAUUGCCUGGCUUUAGAGAACCAGAGGGGUCCAGACUUUGACCUGUUGAUUCUUUGAACCACUUCAUUUCUGUUUCCCAAAAUCUUAACCUUGUGAAAUAACUUGUGUAUAGAUCCUGUGCCAGUGCCUCUCCAGAAAGGCAGAGCUAAUCCCACAAACCCAGGAAGGAAGCACCCAAGCUAGUCUGGGCUUCUUCCUUAAGGGGGAUAGAGAUGUCUUCAGUGCGAAACGAACUCUUUUUGUGUAGUUUUGAUGUUUUGAUACAAUGUACUGUCUCAUUUAACCCUUUAAACUUCUGUCGAAGAUGUACGUAGACCAGAAGUGUAGUGUACUGUGGUUUUUAUGAUGCUGUGAGCACUGGAAGACAUCAGUGAUGACUUAUUUUUCAGUAAGAGUUCAGUGAAGGAUAUUCAGGUAGUUGGAGUUUUGGGUGCCACAAUAUUUGAAAGAGUUGGCAUUGUAAAAGUUAACUUUGUAAGUGAAUUUAAAGAAAGAAGAUUCAAGGCUCUAAAGUUUUGAUCAGAUGCAAAAGAACGUUGACAAAAAUGUAAUUGUAAGAUAGCACUCUUUAAACUAGUUGUGCAAUGAUAGCACUCUUUAAACUAGUUGUGCAAUGACUUAAUGCAGAGUCUCUUUAUUCAAGAAAAGAAACAAAGAAACGAGAGUCAUUAGACUAUAAAUUUCCAGUUAAAAAGUCAAGUCACAAAACUAAUCAGUGACUCUAAACAAUAAUUUACUGGAUGAAUUGUAUAUAUAAAAUUCUAACCACUUGUGAUUCUUAGUUGACAUUUUAUAAGCUUUGUAUUGUACAAGGGCCUCUUAUUUAUCCACAAUUAUUGUUUUUGUCUGUUUCUCUCAGCCUUUUGCAAAAAUAGGCAAGAGUACUGAAACUUGGAUAAAACAGGUCAGGUAUACAGAGAAAACAAUCUAAUCUAGUUAUCUGUUAAGAAGUUUUUAGUAGUUCAAAAAAAUUUUUGAAGGCACUAUGUGAACAGAAGUAUAUUUUAAAGAGGGAUUAAGAUGAAAUUAAAACCAAAUGGAUUCAUAAAAUUGCUAUUUAAAUACAGUAUUUACUUUUGCAAUUGGAGCAUGAAUCUCUAACCAGCUGUUGCAUUUCAUCUCACUUGUCUAGACUAGAGUCUAAUUUGUAGUUCAUUGUCAAGUGAAAAGCCAUCUUCUCCCUCCUCCAUCAACCUUUGCCAUCCGUUUUUGAACAUGCGAAAGCACUUUGAUCUUGCCAUUAAGUGUUGUCCUGUACCACGGGGCUGUGUUCACUAAGGUUCCAACUUACUUUAGUCUGUAGGGUAGGCUGUGAUGCACAGUGUGAUUAGAAACUGGAAUCCUCUUUCUUUUUGUCCUUUCUCCAUUUCUACACACAUUGAAAUAGAAGUAGAAAAAUGGGCUCUCUCCCAGUUGUGUUGACUAGAUGUAGGAAGAUAGUGACCUCAUUGUUAAUUUUACCAGUGCCUGUCGAAGGCACCAGAAUGAAUAGUAUCUAAAAGAGUAUCACAAAUUUGUUUGCAAACUUAGUUGAUAGCAUCCUCAAACUGUAGAUAAUGAUUGCAAAGAUAGGUUCUGAGCACCAAGUCACUAACCGGUGCCAGGUUUUCAUUUUUCUUUUGAGUUUUUAAGGUUUUUAUUAGACUACAUUUUUAUAUCUCUAAGUCACUAACAAAUUUAACUUUGCAGGAGAGUUAGAGAGGAGUUUAAGAUUUACUACAUGUACUCAACCCACCUAGAUAGCUUCUAAACUGACACCGAAACAUGACAAAAUGUAGAUUAUAGUCCGUAACUAUUCUUUACAGUUCACAGUUUAAGGCAAACUUAACUUUAUAUACAAAUAAUAAUUUUAACUAAUUAUAUUUAGUUGUUGCGUUAGCAACAAAACUACAACAUGGCUACCUUUAGACACGUGGUUUUUGUGAUAAUUUUACUUGUUAACUAUACAUGGUUUUUGACAGUAUGAGCAUGUAGAAGGUACAGCUCAAAACUCAGAGAACAGAUCUGGCUGAAUUUUUCUUUAAUCCCACCUUGCCACGCAAAAGCUGAAUUUGUGUCCUUGUUUGACUUUCUCAUCAAAAAGUUUACAACACAUGGAUUCUAGAGUCAGGCUUUAUAGCUAAUAGAAUUUGUUGUGUGGAUAGGGUUAUUCCACAGUAUUUCAACUUCAAAACGUGAUCAUUGCACUUCUAAUCUAUUACCUGACCUUUUUUCAUAACGUUACUUACUCUAAAUUAUUCUAUGCAGGAGGCAUAGCUGUCCCUACAAAAAUUCUCUUUUCUGGAAUUACAUACCCACCCCAACACAUCCAGAUGAGGAUUAGAGAAAGAUGGAUGUGUAUUUUGAAAUGAAUUCAUUCAUAUUUGUAAAACCUUGUGUAAAAAUACUGUGGAAUGACCCCUUAACAGUGUUUGAGAGACAUAUGCUGCAGUUAACUGAUGGUCUCAGUUAGGGUGCGACUGUGUGAGACACACCUUUUUUGCACUUAUGUACAUAGUCCAUGAACGCUAUGCUUGGAGCUUUUGUUUUUUAAAUAUAAGAGAUCUGUGAUAAUAGCGAAAAAGUUAGUAAGAUAGUUAUUUCUAAGGCCUUGAGAAGGAGGGGGGGUUGCUAGAAGACUUAGCUAAAGCACGAUGUUGCUUUGCUGUUGAGGAGGCUUUCUGGUUUGCUACGGUUCACCAAUAGAAAAGACUUGUAACAGGUUAGGGUCACCUUCAGCUAGCUAACAGCACUGACCAAGAACGAAGAUCCCUCUUUUUUUUUUGCAAAACCAGUAGGAAAGAUUGUUGACUUUUUAGAUUAAUCUCCACUGUAAACAUACACACACACACACACACACACACACACACACACACACACCCCAGGCAGGUUUCUGAAAGGUUUUCUUUUUUCAAUGGUUGCAAGCACUGAAUUACCCUCUCAUUUUGAUCAACUUAGAUUUCAUGUUUCACAGAAAAGUACCAAUUGAGAGGUAUUCCUUACAUCAGUUAAUAUCCACUUAAGUGACCAUUAAAAGUGUUAAUGUUCAUCACUACUUCUUUAAAACGCAGAUCCCAAAACCCAACUGGCAACCAUUGAAAGACUUAAUUUCACAGUUGUGUAUGGCCAGCUCAGGGCAUUUCAUUCCCUCCAACAGAAGAAGAAAGAAAUGCUCCUGGCUCAACUUUAUAAAUGUUUUUACUUACCUUAUGCCUGUUCAGUGGAAGCUGUCCUCUGACUUGCCUUUACCGGAUUAGAAAGUGCUUCACGGUGCCAUACAGCCUCCUACUGUUUUAACUAAACAUAAGAGAACCAGCCCAAAUCUCACAUAUUUAGGAGUUGGAAAAGGAUGUUUCAAUCAGACCAUUUCUGUCAAUUUCAGCUCCCCGAUCACCUACCAUUCCCCCAUCUAACUUUUUGUUGCCUCCAGGCAAUGAGGUCAGAAAGGUAUGAGGAUAGGUCACAGGAGGAAGUGAGAAGGAACAUAGGUUCCUUCCUUGGAGAAGGAACCCACCCUGGGAACAGGGGAGCUGGUAUCAGUAUCGCUACCCAUCUUGCUGGUUCUCCCUUACAGAGAGAGGAAAACGAGCCAAAGCCAGAAAGCAGUCCAAGCCUUACAGUUGUCCAAUAGCUCAGGGCCAGUUGGUUAGAAAUUUCUGUCUUUUUUUUCCCCCCUUCAGCCCUUAAUCACUCAAGAGUCAGCUCUGCAACUAACAGCCUGACCAUCUGACCAGCAUCUGCGCUGGUCCACUUGUAAGCAUUCACACAUUCUAUAGUUAGGGACUCCCAACUUCCACCUCACCACCAGCAUAAUUUCCCUACUUACCCUGUGUUCUUGUUUUGAUAGUCCUCUGUGAACCUAUAAGCCACAACAAUAUAUUUUCAUAAAGCCAAGAGAAAUAUACAAUUUUAAGUGAAGAAUCAUCUAUAAUAUAGUAAGUAUGAACCGAAAAGCAUCACAAAGGAGAACCAGUUAAUUGAUGACACAUUAUCCAUGCUGACCACCAUUGGGUCACACUCUUUGGAGCUGAAACACAGGGGCUGUGUUUUGGUGAGUCAGAUUAGAGAAGGAAACAUAACAAAAGAUGAGAUGACUUGAGGCCCAAAAAGGAUCUCUGCUAUUAAACCCAGGAAAGGGCUUCACUGGACUAGUCCAUACAGUUUCCAGCCCCUCCACUUGGCUUUGCCUAGGAAAGAACUACCCAGUAAUACUCCAAAGCAGCCUGAUUCCACAGAAAUUUUAUCUUUAAUUAGAACCCAUCCUCAAUAGCAGUAGACCAAAAAGAAAAAAAAAAUGUACCACUUUAAGUCCCAACUAUUUGAAGUUAUUGCAAAAAUUCUCACUAGUCACCUUCUACAUCAUAAUCCUUUAAUUUCUUUCUUAAAGUACCUCUGUAACAAGACCUAAAAGUAACCCCACUUUAGGCCAUGCUUUUUCUCCCAAAACACACAACCUACAGAUUUAUCUGUCAUAGAACUGCAUGGUUGCAAAGCUUUAUUUCUGUAUACAGAUGCUGUCUGUUCGUGAUGGAAACCAAAUUACUCUGUGUUGCUGUCUUUUGUGUCUAGCAGUUGAGAGAAUGAGACGACCAUCCUAUUGUUGGGUUCUGGGGUUGCCCUUUUCAAAAUAAAUUUCCUUUUAUUAUUGUUGUUUCUGCUUCAGUUAUUAGCAAAUGAACCAUUUGUUAUCAUACCCCCAAAUUACAAUCAUUUAAAUUUUAAUAAAAGAUGUUUCCCAAUGUAUUCUUUUUUUUUUAAGGGCUAACAUUGUGCAUUUAUGUAACAACAAUCCAGUACAAUGUAGAAAAUGAAGCACAAAUUUGGGACAAAAGAAUGUCAAUUUAAAAAUAUCUGUAGGUAGGACAAUUAUUAGCCAUGUGCAACAACUAUGGAUUUAAAUAAUGACCACUAUAUUUUACAGAUGAAAACUCUUCCCAACAUAUUUUGCCUCCAAAAUGCCAUAGUUCAUUCCCUCAACUGCUGUCAAUAGGGUAGAUGCUUUGAUUUUUUUUUUCCAUCCACCACCCCCAAGUUAUAGUGCUGUACUGCUCAUUUGUGUUUAGAAGUGUGCAUUAUGCAAAUCAUUUUAGUAUGCUACUUGUGUUGUUUAUUUUUUGGUUCUUUUAAUAAAAUGCAUAAAUUUCAUGGUUCUGUCUUUUUUUAUGAAUCCGUACUCAUACAUUAGGAGUUUACUUAAAAGCUAUUCCUGUUCUAGUAGAUUAAUCCUAAUAUUUAGUAAUUCUAGCAUAAAAUUUAAAUUUAUGACUUGGUCCCAAGUUCUAUUUCAUACAGAGAAGAAAUUUAUUUCCAAAUAUACCUGAAGUAUUAUGAAUUACAUAGAUAAUACACUCAUUGUAUUAGAUGUAUUAUUUCUCUGAUAUUGAAGUUACUAACACAAAAAAGGUACAUUUGUAUUUUAGUAAAAGAAAACUAAACAUUUUGAGAUAAUGCUUGCUGGCUUCUAUUGUGCUUCAGAAAUUCUGAGGCAUUUCCUAAGAUACGUUAUUCUAAGUUCAUAUUUUCCAGUUAUUCGUUUCUAUCUUGCAUCUUCAGUGGAACAUAUGAAACCCGAGUUGUUUGUUCCAUUUCCCGCCCCCCAAGAUGGGCAUCAGUGGUUUUGUAACAAUGAAAUACGUGAAUUUUUCCAUCACAAUGUUUUCUCUCAUUUAAAAUUACUUUUCACUAACAAAUGGCACUGGAAGAAAAGAUAAUCAUUUUUGUUCUUUAAGAAAGCAAAAUAUAACUCGGUAAUACUUUAUUCUGUCAGAUUUCUGAAUACUUAAAAACAGUGGCCACUAUUUAGUAGUCAGGCUGAUAGAAAACAGAGGUGAAGAGUCUUUGGAAUACUCAAAUCUUUCUUCACGUGUCUAGAACUGUGCUGGGGGCCAAGGAGGAGGUCCAUUGUCAGCUGAAUCCUACAGAGCUAAGCACUCCCUUGUCCCCCGUGCCCUACUUUACUCUUUCUGAGCGUGGUUCCCACGGUGGCAUUUCCCAAUAAGCCAACUUGGAGCCCUCGGGUGUGUUGUCCAUGUUUCUGUGAGUCUGUGAUAAUCCCAAAGUGAAGACCAGUUUAGCAUAUAGACAUUAACAAAAGGUCUUUGGCCCCUUCGGAAUUCAGUUUAUGUCUUCUUGGAAACUGGCGCGUGAUAGGUAAGAAUUCAGGGAGGCAUUCCCAAGCCCCAUCAAAAUGGAGUUUCUAUCAGGCCGGAGGGAGGUUGACCCUCAGGCAAAACUGGCUGUACGCUGUUGACCUUGGCACUUUUCAACCUCUAUUCAGCAGCCUUCUAGGAGCCUCCUUUUCUCAUCCCCCAUGGUGGUCUCUGGCUCUCUAGAAGGUCCAUGGUAACAACUUAUCAGACCUGCUCACCCAGACAGAUCUGGACUUCAUUCCUUCAGAACUUCCCCGUUGGGCAUCUCAGGCUAUGGAGAGCAGCUCAGAGCUGAGAUCUAGGACACCAGUCACACCACAGUGUUAGACUGGCAGUAUUUAUGGGCUGCCCCCUGGGAGUAUUUGUAUUUAAAAAGUCAUGACUCAGGGCAUCUGGCUGGCUCAGCCAGCAGAGCUACAUGAUGCUUGAUCUCGGGGCCCUGAGUUCGAGUCCCACAUGGGGUGUAACAUUUACUUAAUAAAUCAAAAAAAAAAAAAAAGACAUGACUUUCCGGUGGCCAAAUACCAGAAGGUCGCAUGUCUAGAUGAGGGGUAGAUGUUUUUUACCA